Neoarius graeffei (lesser salmon catfish) is the source of this 3512-nucleotide messenger RNA. It is a transcript of the gene angptl2b, whose product is annotated as angiopoietin-like 2b. The record is from RefSeq and is a predicted model, not a curated record. NCBI's taxonomy places the organism in Eukaryota, Metazoa, Chordata, Actinopteri, Siluriformes, Ariidae. Bases 811 to 2328 code for a protein of 505 amino acids. The transcript is spliced from 5 exons.
CGCACGCGAGAGAGAGAGAGAGAGAGAGAGAGAGAGAGAGAGAGAGAGACUUGAAGAGAGCUUAUGUACACUAGGAUGACAGAGGUGAUGUACUCGUCUCAGAGAAAGUGACAGGACACGCUCAUUCUCUCACACCCACAGGCUGGCUGACCCUGGGGGAUUCUCAUGUCUCCUCAAAGCACCGAGGAACUUCAAGCAGCUGCUCUUCUCUGCUACGGAAAACCUGGAGAAUAUCUAAACCAACUGUCUUUUCCUCUAAUGUUCUCUUUGGAAGGCAUCUUCUUUUCCCUGACAGUUCAGGGUUCCUCUGGGAUCCCACAUUAGAGGAUUUACUGACAAAACAAGGAUUUCUGUUCAGCUCAAAUGGUCUUGUAACCAAGAUUUUUGGAUCUAAAUCAAAGGCUACUGGGUCACAUUUUCAUUUCUAGUGAAUAGGACGUUGCAUGUCCGACAGGUUAUUUGUCUCAUCUCAUCAAUUUUGAUGUUUUCAAGAGGAUUGUAGUGUUUGGGACUUUCACAGUCUUAGCAUUUCCAAACACACAAAGCUGAUUAAAUCGGCGGUUUGGGUCUCCACCAACAUUUAGGACACAUACCAGCAAACAGCAGGAGCUUUAUACACUGAGGGCAGACAGAGAGAUUGGGUGAACAGAGAGGGUGAGGGGGAUCCUAGAGCCAUCACAAGCUGUAAUGACCAAGAGAGACACUUUGUAAAUCUUCCUAAAAACAUCUGCAGGAUACUGAAGUACUACUGCUGAAGAAGGUGAAAUUACCUGCAGCUCACAGCACAAUUAGGUGUGUGUUGGUGUUAACAUGGAAGUCCCUGCACUGGUCUUAAUGGUUUUGCUCCUGGUGUGUGAUCUCCCCUUAUUGGAAGGCAACACUGGAGUUCAGGAGUUUGACAACAGUGAUGAAGGCCCAGAGCCUGGAUUCCUCUCCAGUUCACGCACCCGUCGGGCCCCAGAAGUCCCUGCCCAGGACAAGUGCUCUUAUACCUUCAUUGUUCCCCAGCAGAAGGUCACAGGUGCUAUCUGCGUUAAUUCAAAGGAGCCUGAGGCUGUACUGGAGAAUCGAGUGAAUAAGCAGGAGCUGGAGCUUGUUAACACUGAGCUCCACAAGCAGAAGAGGCAGAUUGAGACUCUACAGCAGCUCGUGGAAGUGGAUGGUGGUAUUGUCAAUGAGGUGAAACUCUUGCGCAAAGAAUCGCGCAACAUGAACUCUCGUGUGACACAACUCUAUAUGCAGCUUCUCCAUGAGAUUAUCCGCAAGCGAGACAAUGCACUGGAGCUUUCUCAACUGGAGAACAAAAUUCUGAACCAGACAUCAGAGUUGUUGCAGCUUUCCAACCGCUACAAAGAUCUGGAACAUAAGUACCAGCAUUUGUCAUCGCUGGCAAACAAUCAGUCAGCUCUCAUUGCUCUACUUGAGGUACAAUGUCAGAACAGACCCCCAGUGGUGGCACCUAGACCACUGCCCCAACCCCAGCCACAACCUCAACCAAGGCCCUCUCCACCUAUUAACAAACCAUACCAACCACCUAUAUAUAACCGCAACAACCAGAUAACCAAUGAGAUCCAGAGUGAUCAAAACCUCAAAGUGCCACCACCUUCACUACCCACCAUGCCAAGUGGCACUCACAGCCCAUCAACAACUAACAAGCCUUCUGGCCCCUGGAAAGACUGUCUGCAGGCCUUGGAAGAUGGCCAUACCAACAGUGGCAUGUACCUAGUGAAGCCUGAGAAUACCAACAAGCUGAUGCAGGUGUGGUGUGACCAAAAGCAGGACCCUGGAGGCUGGACAGUCAUCCAGAGACGCAUGGAUGGCUCAGUGAACUUCUUCAGGAACUGGGAAACUUACAAGCAAGGCUUUGGAAAUAUAGAUGGAGAGUACUGGCUAGGGCUGGAGAACAUUUACUGGUUGACCAAUCAGGCCACCUACAAGCUUCUGGUGACCCUGGAGGACUGGGCUGGGCGCAAAACAUUUGCCGAAUAUGCCAGCUUCAGGCUGGAACCUGAAGCUGACUUCUACAAACUACGGGUGGGACGUUACCAUGGCAACGCUGGCGAUUCUCUUACCUGGCACAACGGCAAGCAGUUUACCACACUGGACAGAGAUCAUGAUGCAUACACAGGUAACUGUGCUCACUAUCAGAAGGGAGGCUGGUGGUAUAACUCCUGUGCCCACUCCAACUUGAAUGGUGUUUGGUAUCGAGGUGGACACUAUCGCAGCCGCUACCAAGAUGGAGUGUACUGGGCUGAAUUCAGAGGAGGAGCCUACUCCCUAAAGAAAGUGGUGAUGAUGAUCCGCCCCAACCCCAACACGUUUCACUGAACAGCAUGCAAAUGAGAGGAAAAGGCUGAACCCUAUUCCUCAACAUCUACACCCGUACAUACAUAUAUAGCCUAAACAUACAGAAAAGUUGAAGAUGUUUAUAUUUAUGAUAAAAGGCAACUUUAGGGUGAUAAAGGGAACAAGGGACAAAGGAAUUCCCUCUAAGUUCGUGUCAAGAAAACUUAUGGCCUUCAUAUUCUACUUGCCACAACAGUUUCCGCUUUGUGGUCAUUUGGACGAAUUGUUUCCAAUAUAAUUUUGUCUUUGUUUAACUAAAGGGGAAAAAAAAGGCAACUUGUCCUCAUGUAGAUUUUUGAACUUCUGUUCAUAUGGAAGAGAUUAAUCUACUUUUAGUGGUCAUAACAAAUAUGUGAUAGUGCAGCAAGGAAUUAGUGCUUUCAAAAAACUAGCACAUGUGACAUAAGACACAGGAUUAAUAUCUGGUGGCGGACAAGUUAUGCCCUUUUGUUUUUUGUAAAGCCAAAAAAAAAAAAACCCUGAUAAAAUAAGUGAUUAUUUCAAUUAUUACAAAUCACGGUCAAAUUUCUUGAUGCAUGCUUGUUUAUCUGCAAUACCAGAAAGAAAAUGGGCUAACCGGCCAUAAGAAGUAGUACGAUUAAUAGCAGACUGAUGCCUUGUCACUACUAGUACAAACCUGCUGGAAAAUAUCAGAAACUGUACAUUGGAAUUGCUGAAAUAUUUAAGUCCUGAUAUAUUCAAUGAAUGCCAACUUGUUGCUGUAUAUACUGCUGUUAGCAGUUUAAAAAUGCCAACGGGGGGAAAAAAGAAAAAAAAUCCAGUGGCUAGGUUGAGUAAGGCUGCUAAUGCUACCUAUAAAAAGCAGGAAUAAACAUCCACAAGGGCUUCUAGAGAUACUCAUCACAAAUCUAAUGAGCUACACAACAAAAGACAGGCAAACCUUUCUGUGCUAUAUAAAAAAAAAAAGUUUGUAUGAGUCAUAUAUCUGCUACGUAUUUAUUCUUUCUUGAAAUUUAAAAACAGUUUAAAAAAUAUCGAUAGUGCAACAAUUUCAUGUCAAUGAAACAUGAUAAAAAUUACGGUACAUCUUAUUUGUAUUACUACUGUUAAAAUGAAAUCCUAUAUUUGAUGAUAUGAAUAGUAUAAAUUAAGUAAGAAAGCUGUAUUAGAAAUGAAAACAUUCUGUACAGUGGUGCUUGAAAGUU